CGCGUGGGGUUGUUGCGUCGGUGGUUCAACUAACUGAGUUGUGAGUCCCGAGUCGGACUCGGAAGGGGGGAGGUUAGAUGCGUAUAGUCGUCGUGCUCCUGCGUAUGUAUGAAGAUUGAAGGCUGAUACUCUUUCUUCCUUCCUUUUAAAACCCUAACUAUUUCUCCAUUUCUUCUGGUCUCUUCCUCGAACUUUCCUCCUCUCUUCUUGUUCGUUUGUUUGUUUCCCGGGAAUCUUACCGUCGGGAGGCAGAACGAACAACGGCAGCGCCGCCAUGAAGGUGAUAGACAAGAUCCGGUCGACUGUCGGUGAGGCCAAUGGCGGAGCGGCGAACGGCGGGAACAACAACGUCGCAUUUUCCUUCGAAUUCUUCCCCCCGAGAGCGGAAGGCAUGGCGAAGGUCCUCGAACUGAUAGAACGCAUGGUGGCGUACAGCCCGACCUUCUGCGACAUCACCUGGCGAGCCUCCUCCGGCGACGUCACGCUCGACAUCGCCAACAGGAUGCAGAACUCCAUCGGCAUCGAGACCAUGAUGCAUCUCACCUGCGCUGAAAUGCCAGUGGAGGAAAUCGACCGCGCGCUCGACACCAUCAAAUCCGGCGGCGUACAGAACGUUCUGGCCCUCCGCGGCGACCCCCCGCUCGGCCAGGACAAGUUCGUCCAGAUCCAAGACGGAUUCUCCUGCGCUCUCGACCUGGUGAAGUACAUGAGGUCCAAGUAUGGGGACUACUUCGGCAUUACUGUUGCUGGUUAUCCAGAGGCUCACCCGGAUGUGAUCGGAGAUGAUGGUGUAGCCACGCCGGAAGAUUACCAGAAAGAUCUUGCCUAUUUGAAGCAGAAGGUUGAUGCUGGAGCAGAUCUGAUCAUCACUCAGCUGUUCUACGAUACCGAUAUCUUUCUCAAAUUCGUCGAUGACUGCCGCCAAAUUGGCAUCACCUGCCCAAUUGUGCCUGGCAUUUUGACUAUUACCAACUACAGAUCAUUCCGUAAAAUGACUGGAUUGUGCAAAACUAAGAUCCCAGCUGAGAUUCUUGCUGCACUGGAGCCCAUCAAAGACAAUAAUGAAGCCGUGAGAGCAUAUGGAAUUCAUCUCGGGACAGAGAUGUGCAAGAAGAUUAUAGCUCAUGGGAUUAGGACGCUGCAUCUUUACACAAUGAAUAGGGAUGAAUCAGCUUUGGCCAUACUGAAGAAUCUCGGCGUGAUUGGAGUGUCCAAGAUCCCACCUCCAUUGAAGCAGCAGCAGAAAGCAAUACAAGAAGAAGUAACAAAGGAAGAAGUUGCUAAGGUUGUUGGCUGAUCACACUAUGGACCAAAUUGUUCCAGGUAUGGAAGUUUUAAGAGAUGUUUCGUAAUUUAUCAAUUCAUUUGGUGCUGCGCACCGUUUUUUCCACUUAUUAUAGCAUUCUUUAGUUGACUAAGUCUAGCUAAGCUAAGCAUAUGUUCAUAACCAAUUGAAUCAUAUAAAAACCAUAGUUAGCCACAUGUUAGGCUAUUAAGGUUGUAAUCCUAUUUACAGUUACAGUUUGCUGUUGGUUUAGAAGUCCCAAGGUUAAGCCCAAGAGGCAUUGGGCAUUCUUCCCUGUUUUCUUCUUCUUAAAUUGCAAUUGGCUUCUUUCCUGUGUCACCAAUAUAUGGUCUGGGUUCAACACUAUUUUAUCGCAGUUCUUACAGAAUAUAUCCUCUACAGGUUUACUAUUACACGUUGAAUCAUUAGGCUUAUAAAUAAUUUGAACUGGUGAGUGAGUGGUACGCUAGUGAACCGAGGAAUUUCGCUCUGUUGCUGAGGGAGUGGAACUUUUUUUGGGUUGGUGGUGUGGGCCUACUUACCAACUCCCAGCACCCACUAUUUGCAGUCGUCAGUCCUCCACCUCACCUCUUGGGCGUUGGUGGCGGUUGGUUAGUGGACACUAUUCAAAUGUAGCCCAACAAAAUUAUAUUGACUCAUAAUUAUAUGAUUAGUUUCAGUUCUUGCCAUGUGAUCAAUUGAUCACACUGUUUUUAGUUUUUUACACUAAUUGACCAGAGGUUUGACUUUGACAGUGCUGCUAAAAUGGGUUCGACUCUUAGAUUAAACUAGAAAUCAAAUC
Molecule: messenger RNA, 2087 nt
Organism: Linum trigynum
Lineage: Eukaryota; Viridiplantae; Streptophyta; Magnoliopsida; Malpighiales; Linaceae
Source: the annotation of a GenBank genome assembly